This is a messenger RNA of Papaver somniferum (opium poppy), 3555 nucleotides long. Its product is annotated as leucine-rich repeat receptor-like serine/threonine-protein kinase BAM1. Gene Ontology annotation, molecular function: receptor serine/threonine kinase binding; ATP binding; protein kinase activity. The transcript has 2 exons. The coding region runs from base 201 to 3317 and encodes 1038 amino acids. The record is from RefSeq and is a predicted model, not a curated record. NCBI's taxonomy places the organism in Eukaryota, Viridiplantae, Streptophyta, Magnoliopsida, Ranunculales, Papaveraceae. Gene Ontology annotation, biological process: protein phosphorylation.
AGAAGAGAAUAUACACAUCUUAUCAAACACUUCCCCUUACACUCACCUAACUAAGUAGCUUCACACACCUCUCUUCUUCUUCACUCUCUUCAAACUUCAAAAAACUGCAAACUACUCUCCUUCUCUCUCCACUGAAUGACUCUACUCUACUCUUUCUUCUGUACAUAGAUUCAAUCAAACCCCCCAGAAAUUCAAGAAAAAUGAGGUUACAUCUUCUACUUCUUCAUCAUCAUCUUCUUCAGGUUUUGUUUCUCUUCUACAUCAUCAUCACCAGCCAAAUUACAGCAAAACAAACCCAUUUACCAGAAUUCCAAGCUUUAAUUUCUAUUAAAACAUCUAUCUCAGAUGACCCAGAGAACUCAUUAUCAACCUGGAACAUUUCUACAAAGCACUGUACAUGGACUGGUGUAUCAUGUGAUUCUACUCACCAUAGGGUUAUUUCAUUAGACAUUUCUAAUUAUAAUCUUACUGGGGUUUUGUCACCAGACAUUGGGUUUCUUACAAACCUUGUAAAUCUUACUGUUGCUGGUAACUCAUUUUCUGGUCCAAUACCUAGAGAAAUCUCUCUAAUUUCUGGUCUGAAACAGUUGAAUCUCUCAAACAAUAUCUUCAAUGGAAGUUUUCCUACUGAGCUUUCUAGUUUACAGUUCUUGGAGAUACUAGAUUUGUAUAACAAUAACAUGACUGGGCUAUUACCAGUUGGAGUUUCAGAGAUGAAAAAUCUCAAGCAUCUGCACUUUGGUGGCAACUAUUUUGAAGGUAAAAUCCCACCAGAAUAUGGAAGAUUGAAGUCUCUUGAGUACUUAGCAGUUUCAGGGAACUCACUUAGUGGUGUUAUACCACCAGAGAUUGGAAACUUAACAAAAUUACAGCAGCUGUAUCUUGGUUAUUACAAUAUGUAUGAAGGAGGAAUACCAUCUGCAAUUGGGAAUCUUACUGAUUUGGUUAGAUUGGAUAUGGCUAACUGUGGAUUAUCUGGUAGAAUCCCACCGGAAAUGGCAAAACUACAGAAUCUUGAUACAUUAUUUCUUCAAGUGAAUGGGCUUUCAGGGGGAUUAACACCAGAGUUGGGGCAGCUUAAAAGUUUAAGAUCUAUGGAUCUGUCUAAUAAUGUUCUCUCUGGCGAAAUUCCUCAAACAUUUGCUGAGCUUAAGAAUCUCACUCUACUGAAUCUGUUUAGAAACAAAUUACAUGGUGCUAUCCCAGACUUCAUCGGAGAUUUACCUGAGUUGGAAGUAUUACAGCUAUGGGAGAAUAAUUUCACUGGAAAAGUUCCUCAAACACUUGGAUUGAAUGGGAAACUAGUCUUUCUUGAUCUUUCUUCAAACAAACUCACUGGAAAUCUUCCACCGGAUUUGUGUUCAGGAAAUCGGUUAGAAACUCUCAUCGCUUUAGGGAAUUUCUUCUUCGGUUCGAUUCCGAAGUCUCUUGGGAAAUGCGAAUCGCUGAAUCGGAUACGAAUGGGGGAGAAUUAUCUUAAUGGUUCAAUUCCUGAAGGUCUCUUAGGACUACCAAAGUUAGCUCAAGUUGAGUUGCAAGAUAAUUAUCUUACUGGAAGAUAUCCAGAAAUGUUUUCGAGUUCUGUAAAUCUUGGACAAAUUAGUUUGUCUAAUAAUAAGUUAACUGGGAAUUUGCCAUCUUCAAUUGGGAACUUUAGUGGUGUUCAGAAGUUAUUACUAGAUGGGAACAGAUUUUCUGGUGAAAUUCCUUCUGAUAUUGGGAGAUUGCAGCAGCUUUCAAAGAUGGAUUUCAGUAAUAAUAACUUCUCAGGCUCUAUCACACCGGAAAUCAGUCAAUGUAAGUUGUUAACAUUUGUUGAUCUUAGUAGGAAUCAGCUUUCUGGUGAAAUUCCAGGUGAAAUUACUAGUAUGAAGAUUUUGAAUUACUUGAAUAUAUCUAGGAACCAGUUAAUGGGCAAUAUACCUGUCAGCAUUUCUAAUAUGCAGAGUUUAACUUCAGUUGAUUUUUCGUAUAAUAAUCUUUCGGGUUUAGUUCCUGGUACUGGUCAGUUUAGUUACUUCAAUUCAACAUCAUUCAUGGGUAAUCCUAAUCUCUGUGGUCCAUUUUUGGGCGCUUGCAAAUCCCGGGUUUCAAAUAGUACUGGCCAUGCGAAUUCGAAAGGUCCACUUUCGGCUACCAUGAAGUUGUUUCUUGUGUUGGGGUUGCUUCUUUGUUCAAUUGUAUUUGCUGUUGCUGCUAUCAUCAAAGCCAGGUCUUUGAAGAAAGCAAGUAAGUCUCGCUCAUGGAAAUUUACAGCAUUUCAAAGGCUGGAAUUCACUUGCGAUGAUAUAUUAGAUGCUUUGAAAGAAGAUAAUAUAAUUGGAAAAGGAGGUGCUGGAAUUGUGUAUAAAGGAGGAAUGCCUAAUGGUGAUCAAGUUGCUGUCAAAAGACUUUCUGUAAUGAGUAGGUCAGGGUCUUCUCAUGAUCAUGGGUUUAAUGCGGAGAUUCAGACUUUGGGCAGAAUCAGACAUCGUCACAUCGUGAGGUUAUUAGGAUUUUGUUCGAACCAUGAAACAAAUCUGUUGGUUUAUGAGUACAUGCCUAAUGGAAGUUUAGGUGAAGUUCUUCAUGGCAAAAAAGGAGGUCACUUGCAUUGGGAUACUAGGUAUAAAAUUGCAGUUGAAGCUGCAAAAGGGUUGUGUUAUCUGCAUCAUGACUGCUCUCCUUCAAUUCUUCACCGGGAUGUGAAGUCGAACAAUAUUCUUCUGGAUUCCAACUUUGAAGCCCAUGUUGCUGAUUUUGGACUUGCAAAAUUUCUUCAAGAUUCUGGUACUUCUGAAUGCAUGUCUGCUAUUGCCGGCUCUUAUGGGUACAUUGCACCAGAAUAUGCCUACACAUUAAAAGUUGAUGAGAAGAGUGAUGUAUACAGUUUCGGAGUAGUUUUAUUAGAACUAGUGAGUGGCAGAAAACCAGUUGGUGAAUUUGGAGACGGAGUCGAUAUUGUUCAAUGGGUUAGGAAAAUGACAGAUUCAAAAACCGAAGGAGUUUUAAAGAUUCUUGAUCCAAGACUGCCUUCAGUUCCCUUAAAUGAAGUAAUGCAUGUGUUCUAUGUUGCAAUGCUUUGUGUGGAAGAACAAAGUAUCGAGCGUCCAACAAUGAGAGAAGUUGUUCAAAUUCUAACCGAGUUGCCCAAACCAACAACAGCAACAACUCCAAAUUCAUCAACACUCUCUGAAGGACCAUCAACCGUUACCGAAUCCUCACCACCAUUGUCUCCUGGAAAUAAUAUCUGCGAAGAAAUUGCUGGUGUUAAGAAAAGUACUAAAGAUCAGUCAUCAUCCUCUUCGUCACCACCAACCGAUCUUCUUAGCAUCUAAUUGAUGAGAUCCAAAAUAUGGAUCGUUUUUUGUAAAAGAAAUCCUAAUGAUAACUCUUGGGGUUCUUUUCAGUUUUCAUCUUCUGUUAUUAUGAGUUUUUACUGUAGGUUGGCUUUCUUUGUCUUUUUGGGAGUUUCUUUAGAGAUAGAGGGUUGUGUAUUGGUUAGUUUUCUUGUAAAUCAAUUGCUGGGGUUGGGUGUUCAAUUUCUAUAUAUAAGCUUUUUCAGUUGAUCACUUG